AACCGCUGAGAUCUACUGAGAUCCAUGAAGAUCCACUGUUAGAGCCAAAGUGUUUCAUUUAUCCGGAUUUACACUGCAAACUGUGGAUUUAUCAACUCAUAUCUACCACCAUUUACACACCAGACGUAUAUAAACGAAUAUAAUAAUAAAAAAAGAGAAACUGGCGGGUGAUUUCCGCUGAUGGAGGAUGACGAGGAGGACUCACCCUUAUCGAGUAAGCAGCUUGAGAUUGAGGACACAGCCAGUAGAGAGAACAAACCGCUAAUUCACACAAGGCAGCGCUGUCGGAUCUCGGGUUCCGUCCCAAACACAGUUGGUUCACUUCACGGAGCUAUGGGUUUAGGAUUUGUCUCAAUACCAUCUGAUUCAGCAGAGUAUUCACAAACUAUUCUGCAUGGUUUAAAUUUCCUCCCAGGCGGUGAUGCUGAGUUCGUUCCUCACUGUCCGGCUGUAGCUGAGGACUUGGGAGAUGAAGAGCAGCAGGAUGAAGGAAAAAUGGAAGAGGAGGAAGAGGAAGAUCAGGAAAGGAUGAAUGUGGAAGUGCAAAUUGGACGGAAACUACGUCAGAUUGGAGAUCAGUUUCAAGAGGAGCACAUGCAGCUGUUUGUGCAGUAUCAGAGAGACCAGCUGCCCAUGUGGUGGCGUUUAACAACGAGGCUUUACAACUUCCUCUUUGUGAGGGAAGCGUUCCGACCUGGUGGAGGUCACUGAUGAAAAGUCAGUUUGUUACCCAGUUAUCCUCGACCUCUUCUGCAUAUGCGCCCUUUCGAGAGCACCUUGAUGAGCCUGUGUGGAACAUUUUUGGAGUCGCCGCUGGACGGAGACUUUUUGUCCUAUCGGUGAAGAAGAAGCCAUCUUUAACGUGGAGCCAGAAUUUUUUGAUGCUGAUUUUUUUAUUGAUACAAGAACAGACAUUGUUUCAUGAUCUAUGAAUGCCUUACUAUUAAGAGUGGAACCAUGUUUGAAAUGAAGAGCUGAUUCAGAGAUUAAAAGACUUAAAGAAGGUUCCACAAAUCGGAGAACAUGAGAUGGAUGCCUGUCUUUCUUUCUUUCUUUUUUUUAGUUUUUGACCGGUUUGAUUUCUUUACUGUAAAUAUGAGACUUUUGUGCAGGAGAUUCUGCUGAACAAUCAUUUUUCAACUCAGUCUAAAAUGAAAAUUAUUGAUGUCGCCUUAAAAUCCAUUUUAA
Molecule: messenger RNA, 1188 nt
Organism: Trichomycterus rosablanca
Lineage: Eukaryota; Metazoa; Chordata; Actinopteri; Siluriformes; Trichomycteridae
Gene: bmf2
Product: BCL2 modifying factor 2
Exons: 4
Coding region: 181-711 (176 amino acids)
Biological process (GO): negative regulation of autophagy; apoptotic process; positive regulation of apoptotic process
Cellular component (GO): myosin complex
Source: RefSeq, a predicted model, not a curated record